Messenger RNA from Mitosporidium daphniae, 585 nucleotides. RefSeq lists its product as uncharacterized. The transcript has a single exon. The record is from RefSeq and is a predicted model, not a curated record. The coding region runs from base 1 to 585 and encodes 194 amino acids. NCBI's taxonomy places the organism in Eukaryota, Fungi, Microsporidia.
AUGGAGUCAAAAUUAUCUGCAAUGCUUCAAGACCAAGAAGAAACCUCAAGAAACUUGCUAGCUGCUGAAUCGGAAGUGAAAAGGCAGAGGGCCUUGGUGAGUUACGCGGCAGCAGGAAGCGAGGGAUUUUUACAAGCCAAAAAACACGAAGCAAAGAUUGUCUUGCAAUCGUUGUUUGGAGACGCACAACCGGAUAUGCCCGUCUGGGCAUUGAGGAUGCAGCAGAGUUUAGCAGCUGUACAAGAAACAUUAAUAGUGAUGCAACAAGCGAUUCUACAACUAGGUGAGCAAAUCACUUCUCUCAGUGCUGCAGUCAGAAGAAUCGAUUCUAGACUGAUUAGGAUCGAGAAUCGCUAUUCAUUUACAAAUACCAACGAGCGCUUUCUGCAGGAAAUUUGCAAUUCUUCAGGAGUAUUUCCUUCUUCUGCCGAUCUUCCAACGCUUGUUAAUGCUGCUGAUCUCGAGGCCUUGCCUAGCGACGCGACAAAAGAUUAUUUACGCUUCUAUGGUCUCCGGGUUCUCGCUUCUGCUGAAAAGAAUAAGUCUACGCUCAAAACGCAUCUUGGAGUCCCUCAAGCACCUUAG